GUCACCUGAGAUGCAGGCAUUGCGUGACUAUGUCACCGCCGCCGAUGGCUCCAGGUAUGCAAACCAGGCAGCAUCCACCCUUCGGUUGGAUGUGACCCACUCGAACCUCAUCCAACGAUGGCAUGACCUGGUUUUUGAUGCUGGCAUGACAGUCAGCAGAGUCAAGGAAAAGCUCUACGCGCACGGUGGCACGCCUGCUGCGGAUCAGGAGCUGUACCUUCGAAGAGGAGGUGGCGACACCUUGUUCCUGUGGGAUGACCGGAAGACGCUUGCAGACUAUGGCGUCAAGAACGGCAUGGAGAUCCACAUCAAGGACACCAAUCCAUACUCGCUCUCUGCAAACGGAGGCCUCGAAGAUGUUAGCCAGGUGGAGAAGUACGUCAUGUCAGAUGAGGCAUAUGACAAGCUCGACAACAGUGUCCGCGCCAUCAAGCGCAAGGAAAAGGAGAAGGCAGCGGCCGAACUGGCAGCCAGGAUAGCAGCAGGUGAAGUCAUAGAAGAAGAGCCUGCAGAAAGUGCCGAGGAGGUCGCAGAACGAAUACCAAUGGGUAGUCGAUGCCAGGUGCAGCCUGGUGGCCGAAGAGGGGAGGUUGCCUUUGUCGGCGCAGUUCGGGGCAUCAAGGGCGUAUGGAUUGGAGUUCGUCUAGACGAGCCCCAAGGCAACAAUGACGGCUCAAAGGAUGCCGAGCGGUACUUCAACUGCAAGGGUGACAAGUACGGCUGCUUUGCGAAACCUGACAACGUCGAAGUUGGUGAUUUUCCAGAGCUGGAUCCAUUCGCUUCUGAUGAAGAGUUCUGA
Messenger RNA from Symbiodinium pilosum, 799 nucleotides. NCBI's taxonomy places the organism in Eukaryota, Dinophyceae, Suessiales, Symbiodiniaceae. The record is from the annotation of a GenBank genome assembly.